AUGCACGAGCUAGAGACCCGCCGAUCAUAUGGGUACGUAAAGGCUAGAGGCUUGAUGGUUGUAUGGGUGUACGAGAGUGGGAAGCCUAUGCUCGGCUUGGUUGAUCACAUGAGGAAGAGAAAUUUAUGCUAUAGGCUGGGCAUACAACUAGGCGAGGAGGUCGGCGUGAGGCAAGGAAGGGCUAUUGUGAGAGCUAUUGGCGCUAAAUGUGUAAGGGCUAUUGGCGCUAAAUGUGUAAGGGCUAUUGAUGCUAGGUGUGCAAGGAAUGCCGUGAGGGCCGCAAGACAAGACUGGGGUGAGGUGUGCGAGAGGGUCGUGAGGUGGGAGAGGGAACUUGGGAGAAACGAGGUUUAG
This is a messenger RNA of Dovyalis caffra, 354 nucleotides long. The record is from the annotation of a GenBank genome assembly. NCBI's taxonomy places the organism in Eukaryota, Viridiplantae, Streptophyta, Magnoliopsida, Malpighiales, Salicaceae.